This is a messenger RNA of Arabidopsis arenosa, 866 nucleotides long. NCBI's taxonomy places the organism in Eukaryota, Viridiplantae, Streptophyta, Magnoliopsida, Brassicales, Brassicaceae. The record is from the annotation of a GenBank genome assembly.
AAGAUAAACCUCAAAACAAAGUAUAAAGUUUAACAAAAAAAUAAUGAAGACAUUAAUUGUGAAGUGUUUCCUUCUAUUGGCUUUUGUAUGUAGCUGCAAAGCAGCAGAUUCAAUAUGGCAACUCUGCAACACAAACUCAAACAUCUCAGCAAGCAGCCAAGUCUCCAAGAACAUCGAUUCUCUUCUCGCAACGCUUGUCUCAAAGACUCCUUCACAAGGUUUCGUGACCACAACUUCUUCAAGUUACAACAAAAAAGAGAAAGUGUAUGGACUUGCUCAAUGUAGAGGAGAUAUCAGCAAGACCGAUUGCUCCACGUGUAUCCAAGACGCGGCCAAGAAAAUCCGUGAAGUGUGUCCGAACCAAUCUGACUCAAGGAUCUUGUACGAUUUCUGCUUCUUACGUUAUAGCCAAGAGAAUUUCAUAGGGAAGCUUGAUACUGGCGCUGGUCUUAUAUACUUCAACGUCGCUAACGUAACCGAAACUGACCCCAAAACGUUUGACAAUGAGCUUGGAGCACUCUUUGACAAAAUUAGGUCUGAGGCUGUUUUGCCUAAGAGUCAAGGUUUAGGUAAAGGUAAGACAAAGCUGACACCUUUUGUGACACUAAACGGUUUGGUUCAAUGCACAAGGGACUUAAGCGCUUUGGAUUGCGCUCAAUGCUUUGCAACUGCGGUCGGGAGCUUCAUGACAACUUGCCACAACAAGAAGGGAUGUCGUGUUUUGUAUAGUAGUUGCUAUGUCCGGUACGAGUUUUAUCCGUUUUAUUUCCCUCUUGAUCCGGCUAAAACCGGUCCUAGUGUUGGUAGAAUUUCUUCCGUUCGUCUCUCUCCCUAAUCACAAAGUCUAAUAAAAGAGUAAGUUUGAC